AUGCCCUUCGCGCCAAUCUCGCUCGACGAGAUGAACAAGGAGGUGCUCGCGUGGGACAUCUACCAGAUGCUCGCCGGUGGGCCGCUCUACGAUGUCAAAAAGGUCCCGGUCCGCUUCACCUCCAUAGACCAGUACCUCGACAUCUUUGAGCCGCUGCUGCUCGAGGAGUGCCGCGCCCAGAUCCUGCGCUCGAUGGGCGAGUCGGAGCCGGCGCCGCACCACCUCAAGCUCCUCUCAAUCGAGCAGAACGAGCCCUUCCGCCUGAUGCGCUUCCAGCCGCCGCCGCCGCCCGAGGGAGGCAAGCCGCACUUCUUCGAGACGGACAUCGUGCUCGUCUCGUACGAGCCGCUCGACAUGGACGCGGCCGCCAAGCGCGGCGACGGCGAGGACGAGGACGAGCCCUCCACCGGCGGCGACUUUCACGCGCUCGGGCUGGUCGCGUCGGGCGGCGGCUCAGAGCAUCUGUCGAUCAAGCUGCACCUUCCGUCGCAGCGGACGGCGCGGAUGCCGCAGGCGCAGUUCAAGCGGCUCUCGAUGCUGCACCGCGUGAUGGUCCCCUCCUCGGGCCACUGGUACGUGCAGAAGCUGGGCAACAUGAUCGUCUGCACCACCCUCUCGUGCGCCGGCUACGCCAUGUUCAACUCGCUCAAGAGCGGGUUCGACACGGUGCUCGUCGACGAGGCGGCGCAGGCGGUCGAGGUUGCGACCCAGCAAAACUACGAGCAGUCUCUCUUCCAGCGGCUGCAGCGCGGCGGCCAGCAGGUCGCCCUCCUGCAGACGCAGUACCGCAUGCACCCGCGCAUCUCCUCCUUCCCGCGCGCCGCCUUCUACGACGGCGUCCUUCGCGACUCGCCGCACCUGGCAGAGAUGCCGCCGCAGCCGUGGCACGAGGUGCGCGUCCUCGCGCCGUACCUCGUGCUCGACGUCGCCGACGGCCGCAGCGACGGGUGCGCGCGGGGGCCGUGCCGCGCGACCGAGAAGCAGUCCUCGUGGCUCAACGAUCUCGAGGCGCAGCUUGCCCUCGAGAUCGUCCGGCUGCUGCUCGCAAGGCACUCUGCCGACCUGCAGCCCGCCUCAAUCGGCAUCAUCUCGCCGUACAACGCGCAAGUGCGGCACAUCCGGCGAGUCCUCGCCGAGGCGCUCGGCGCCGAGACGGCGGCGGCGCUCGAGGUGAACUCCGUCGACGGCUUCCAGGGGCGCGAGAAGUCGGUGAUCCUCCUCUCGACGGUGCGGUCGGACUUCGGGCGGGAGCGCGGCCUCGGCGUGGGGUUCGUCAAGGACGAGCGGCGGAUCAACGUCUCGAUGACGCGCGCGAAGCACUCGCUCCUCAUCCUCGGCCACGCCGCCACGCUGCGCCAGGCGCCCAUCUGGGAGCGGCUGAUUGACGACGCCAAGGAGCGCGGCUGCCUGCUCAAGGCAACCUCGCCCCUCUCGGUCUGGUUCGAGACGGCGAGCAAGCAGCGCGCCAAGGAGUGCGGCAAGCCGGCGUCGAGCGGCGGCGCGAAGCGCGCGCCGCCAAAGGUGGAGGCGGCGGCGGAGGGGGGGCGCGUGGAGGCCGAGGCGCCGGCGCGAUCGCCGAGCGGGAGAGCAGCAGCAGCAAAGUCGACGAGGUCGCCGAGGAGGAGGCGCACCUAG
Emiliania huxleyi CCMP1516 is the source of this 1635-nucleotide messenger RNA. RefSeq lists its product as hypothetical. The record is from RefSeq and is a predicted model, not a curated record. The transcript is spliced from 7 exons. Lineage: Eukaryota; Haptophyta; Isochrysidales; Noelaerhabdaceae. The coding region runs from base 1 to 1635 and encodes 544 amino acids. Gene Ontology annotation, molecular function: helicase activity.